UUGUUUAAUUUGUAGAUUUAUUACGUAGUUUUAAGACUCGAUAAAGCUCAUGGUGCCGAAAAAACCCAGAACAUAUUGAAAGCCAAUUUUAAAAGUAUUUAUCGGAGCUGUUGCAGUUAUCGGUUGAGACUCUGGGUGCCGCUGUUCACCAGAGAGGCAGAGAAAUGCAAUCAGAGAUUCAGGCAGCCCAGCCGUCUGUUUCACAGCACAAAACACAGAGAGCUCAAACAGUCUGUAGCUCAGCCUUCAUACAAACGGUUGCAUGAAUGAUAUCCGUAGUAUAAUUAUUAUAUAAAUUAGUAUCUCAGGAAAGAAAACAAUAAAUAUUACACUAAACUACAGCGUCCCGAGAUUAGGAUCCUGCACCUCUACUUCAAAGAUCUGGAAAUGGCGGAUAAAGCAAGGCUCCGCGGCUGCAAAGGACUAGCCCUCUUCUGCUUUACAUUGGUUUCCGCUUGGGAGACAGUUUCUGGGGAAAUUCGCUAUUCGAUUCAUGAGGAAAUGCAGAAAGGCUCUUUCGUGGGGAAUAUCUUAAAAGAUCUGGGACUGGAUCUAAAGGAACUCUCAGACCGCGGACUCCGCAUUGUUUCCACAGGUAGGACUCCGUAUUUUGCUCUGAAUCUUAAGAGCGGUCAUUUAAUCACCACAGAAAGAAUUGACAGAGAGCAAAUCUGUGGCCAGCUAGAGACGUGUCUGUUACAUCUUGAGGUUCUUGUUGAGGAUAAAGUGAAGCUUUUCAUAGUUGACGUUGAAAUCACAGAUAUUAAUGACAAUGCGCCCCGCUUCCAGGAAGAUGAAUUGGAAUUUAGAAUCAGUGAGUUAGCCGCUGUGGGAACCCGAUAUUCUCUUGAGGAGGCGCAGGAUGCAGAUGUGGGAGCCAGUUCUGUGCAGGGCUAUUAUCUCAGCAGUAACAAACACUUCUCUCUGGAUGUGCAAACGGGAGCUGACGGGGACAAAUAUGCCGAACUGGUGCUGGAAAAGUCUCUAGACCGGGAAGAACAAGCUGUUCACGAUCUAAUCCUCACAGCCACUGACGGGGGAGAUCCAGUCAGGUCCGGCACUGCGCAGAUCCGCGUUAUCGUCCUUGACGCAAAUGACAAUGCACCAGUUUUCAGUCAGCCUGUCUAUAAAGUGAGUGUUUUGGAAAAUGUGCCCAUCGGGUCUCUGCUGCUGACAGUAAACGCCACAGAUCCGGACGAAGCGAUAAAUUCGGAGAUCACAUAUUCACUCAGGAAGAUGAAAGACAAAGCGUCCCAGAUAUUCCAGGUGGAUUCUAAAACUGGAGAAAUAUCAACUGUGGGAAACCUGGACUAUGAGGAAGCCGCAUCAUAUGAAAUGGAGGUUCAAGCAAAGGACGUUGGAGAUCUCUCGGCCAGGUCUAAAGUCCUGGUUACUGUGAUUGAUGUUAAUGAUAAUGCUCCCAGAAUAACAAUCACUUCUCUCUUCAGCUCAGUCAUCGAAGACAGCCCUCCAGAGACUCUGAUUGCUCUAUUAAACAUCAGAGAUAAAGAUUCUGGAGAUAAUGGAGAGGUCACAUGCUCCAUACCCGGCAACCUGCCAUUCCGGUUACAGAAAUCAUUUGACAAUUAUUACAGCUUGGUGACUGACAGACCCCUGGACCGGGAGCGGGUCUCGGAUUACAAUGUGGCGAUCACAGCCACAGACCGAGGAACUCCAAAUCUGGCUUCCCAAAUAACAAUUUUAGUGCAUCUUUCAGACAUAAACGACAACGCUCCCAUCUUCAACCAGACAUCCUACACUUUGUACAUCACAGAGAACAAUCACAGUGGAGCUUCCCUUUGUUCCCUGAAAGCGAAUGACCCCGACUGGGGGCAGAACGCCCGAGUCACUUACUCCAUUACUGGAACUCAGAUCCAGGAAGCUCCGCUCUCUUCCUCCAUCUCCAUUAACUCUGAGACUGGGGCUCUCUACGCUCUGCGUUCCUUCGAUUACGAACAGUUCCGGGAGAUUCGGUUCCAAGUGCAGGCUCAGGAUGGGGGUUCCCCACCUCUCAGCAGUAAUGUCUCCGUCACUCUCUUUAUCCUGGAUCAGAAUGACAACAGCCCGCACAUCUUACACCCCUCCUUUCCCACCGAUGGCUCCACGGGAGUGGAGUUGGCCCCUCGCUCCUCCGAGCCGGGUUACCUGGUCACUAAGGUGGUGGCGGUGGAUGCAGACUCCGGACAGAACGCCUGGCUCUCCUACCAGCUGCUGAAGGCUACAGAGCCGGGGCUCUUCUCUGUGGGACUCCACAGCGGCGAGAUCAGGACAGCGCGCUACUUUCUCGACAAAGAUGCGCUCAAGCAAAGUCUGGUGGUUUUAGUGAAGGACAACGGGCAGCCCCCUCUCUCUGCCACGGCCACUGUCACGGUGGUGAUGGCUGACAGCAUCCCCGAAAUCCUCUCCGAUUUAAGCAGCCUCUCAGCUCCUACAGACCCCCAGUCCAGCCUCACCUUGUAUUUGGUGAUCGCUGUGGCUUCCGUUUCCUGCUUGUUCUUUACCUUUAUCAUAGUGUUACUGGCCCUGAGGCUCCGCCGGUGGAGAAACUCGCAGCUGUUUGACUCCUCGAGUGUGACUUUCAGUGGAGUUCCCGUCUCGCAGUUUGUGGGGAUCGAUGGAGUCAGAGCUUUUCUUCACUCCUACUCACAUGAGGUUUCUCUAACCACGGACUCCAGAAAGAGCCAGUUCAACUUUCCCAAAUCAAACUAUUCAAAUACUCUGAGUAGUGAGCAAACUUGUGAGAUAAAGGAUCCUAUUCUAGUUACUGAAGAUUUAAACAUUAGUAACGGGGAUCAGACCUCCAUUCAGCAAGCACAGCCUAACCCGGACUGGCGUUUCUCUCAGGCCCAGAGACCUGGAACCAGUGGCUCCCAGAAUGGAGAAGAAGGUGGAGCUUGGCCAAACAACCAGUUUGAUACGGAAAUGCUUCAAGCCAUGAUUCUGGCAUCAGCAAAUGAAGCAGCUGAUGGGAACUCUACAUUGGGAGGAGGAGCCGGCACUAUGGGCCUCAGUACCAGGUAUGGCCCCCAGUUCACACUGCAGCACGUCCCUGACUACAGGCAGAAUGUGUACAUCCCCGGCAGCACUGCCACCCUCUCCAACUCCUCAGGUAAACGAGAUGGGAAGAGCUCAGGCUCUUCAGGUGGAAACAAGAAGAAGUCUGGGAAGAAGGAGAAGAAGUAGAAUUGACAGACCAUCAACAGCUUAGACCAACAGGGCAGACCCCUCCAGCACUCCCCCAAAUCACAGCUUAGGAUAGAGGAUGAAUGUGAAUUUUGUGAUGAAAAAGCAGGAAAUACAACGAAUGUAUGUCAUCAUCAGAGCUAGGAGUAGGGGCUCCUACUAUUAGUCCUCAUGAUGAAAAAUAAUUGGAAACAAAACAAAACAAAAACCAAGUGCCCUGUUAAUACUAACUAAUAUUUUAUACUAUCACUUGGGUAAUUUAAUGUGCAAGGAUGUAAAACCUUUUAAACAUGUCUUUGGAUUUGGUUUGCUCCAGAAUGGUCCAAGAAAGCCAUGAGGCUUGUACUUGGCUUUGCCCAGUGUAAAUAAUUGUAACAUGGAUUUUUUUUUAUUUAUAUACCUUAGAUCAUUUAAAAAAAAAAGUUCCCCAGAUUAGAACCCAUGUUCCAGAUUUUGAUAUUUAAUUUUCCAUUAGUGAAUCUGACCCUGAGUAACCUUGAAAUGGAUUCCUAGUUACGAAGUUGGUAGGGAGUGCUUCAGUUCCUGUUUACCUAUUAUCCUAAAUGAAAUAAGUGUUUACACUGCAUGAGCCUAUGGGAAUAAGGCUAAGAUGCAUUUUAAACAUUUUUUUUUAAGUGUGACCAGUGAUGGCCUGAAAUAUGAAACAAAACUCAUGAUGUCUAAGAGACAGGGAAUGCAUUCAAACUGCAGUGGAAAAGAUCUAAGUGCAGAGCAUGCCACUAGCAUUAUUGAGCUAUACAAAACCUGUCCCAUAUUGAUUUAGAGGCCACUAAAGAGCAAAUUCAUCUCCUCAAUUCUUUGCAGUAAAUAUUUAUAUGUACAGUUAAUGUUUUCCUGGAACUAAAGUUAAGAAAGUCUAAGUCCCCUGUUGUGAGAACAAGGAGCUGCAGCUCCUUAAAGCAAUGAAAUAACUAAGUCCAUACCAAGGAAUGAUAUUAUCAGAGAAUAAACUCUGAUCUAUUUGUAUGGAAUAGAGACUGAAUGCUUCACAUUUCUGCACAUUGAACUGCAUGCAAAAUACUCACCUCACAUCUACAGUAGGACAGCUAACUCCACCAGAUCUAGGGAAGUCAUCAUUGCAUGCAUGUACAGCAUGGUGUAAAUACACUGUCAGAUAAGUGAGUCUCAGUGCAGGCCAAGCAGUGUCUAUCUGGGAGUGGGGUUCAGUAAUAAGUGGCACAAUGUGUUAUAAAGAGUCAUUGCUCUGGCCUAGAGCAGUGAUAAGAUUUGCACAUUCCAUGUCUAUGCAGAGCAGCCAAGGAACAGCCUUUGUUCAUUGGCCUUCAGAACUGGAUACUCAGUAACUGACAGUUGAUUUGAUGAGACCAAGGGACCAUACUCACAGAUAAGGGAACCAAGAACUAGAGCUGAGCACAUGCCACUCACUGCAAAGCCAGUGAGCCUGAGAGCUUCUCUGGAAAUGCUCACAGGAAGGCCCAGGUCAGUCAGGUGAUUAAGAGGUAGGAUUCUGAUACCGUGAAGGAUACUGCCGGACCACACACUCAUUCCAGCCCAGACUCUAACUGUACACAAGCAAUUAGAUGUGACUCAAAAUCCACUGGGUUUAGUCAGAAAUGUGGACAAGACUUUGCCUUGUUGUUAGUACCACUGGUAUUGGGAUUUUUACCACAUUGAUAGAAUAGGAUUGUCAGGAAGUAGGGUCUCUCCACUAUGUACCCUUUGUAGCUAUGUACUCUGCUCACUGUUGGUCCAGACACAGCAAAGAGAGAGCGUGCAAUGUGCCCUUAGCAUCAAGUCAGCUUGGCAUUGAGUCCCCACAAGCACCUAGUCAGUGAGGAAGGCUGUAUUGGACCCUUAAGCCCCUCUUCAGCUAGAGAAGGGGGGUGCCCUUUACACUGGGCUGGCUUCCCAUAUCAAAGUAAGUGGGACGGACCUGGGAAGGCAAGGACAAAGAUACAGGGAUAGCGAUGCCAGGAUUGUUUUAACUUCUAAUGAAUAACUCACCUGAGAAGAUCCAGCCUUCUAUGAUCACUCAGGUUAAACUUUCUCCAAGCAGCCAGUGUGCUUGCCUGGCCUGACGCAGCCCAGCCUCCGGCAGUAUUCACCAGAGCAUUGUGCACUAACUGAUGCCUCGUUAGCCAAUUGCUAUCUCCUUGUGUCUAGAGAAACAGAACUUGUCUAUGCGAAGAACUUGUCUGUGUAUGAUUUUUGUACUGAUCCCAGUCACCCUCUGCGGUGGCUGCACUAGAAACAGUUUACACAGUUAGUAAGGCUUAUACAAACUAAUGUAGUUAUUAUGUGACCCUUCUAGAAGUACUGUAGAUGAAUUGUAGUGUUUAUAUUUCCUUUUAAUCAGCAAUCUGAGGUAGUGUAGAGAGUGUUUUGUACUAGUGGUGUGUUAUUUUUAUCUCAGUAAAUAACUUGUGGACAUCAGUAUUUUCAAUUUCUCUUUAUCUUCUUUCUGUGUGAUCUGUGCUCUAAGUGUAUGUGAACUGAAACACACUUGUCCUUUCAAUGUGUCUAAUAUUGACUUAUACUUAUAUAUUAUAUAAAUGCUUAUAUCCUUCUUAUAUCCAUAUAGACCAAUGUUCAAUGUGCUACACGCAAGUUUUAUACUCUAAUAUUUAUAUUGCUUUUUUUCUUUGGGAAAAAAUAAUAAAAUGGUUUCUUCUGAA
Molecule: messenger RNA, 5840 nt
Organism: Trachemys scripta elegans
Lineage: Eukaryota; Metazoa; Chordata; Testudines; Emydidae
Product: protocadherin gamma-A4-like
Exons: 4
Coding region: 388-3183 (931 amino acids)
Biological process (GO): homophilic cell-cell adhesion
Cellular component (GO): plasma membrane
Molecular function (GO): calcium ion binding
Source: RefSeq, a predicted model, not a curated record